This is a messenger RNA of Phytophthora nicotianae INRA-310, 240 nucleotides long. RefSeq lists its product as hypothetical. Lineage: Eukaryota; Oomycota; Peronosporomycetes; Peronosporales; Peronosporaceae. The coding region runs from base 1 to 240 and encodes 79 amino acids. The record is from RefSeq and is a predicted model, not a curated record. The transcript has a single exon.
AUGAAAGCGUGGCGACAGACGCCAGACUCUGUCGUCGCGAAAAGCGUUUCGAUCUGUGGUUUUAGCGAUGACCCUACUUCGUGGCACAUUGCACGUCACGACGUGUACGGGACCAAGUUUCGAAUGGCUUGGGAACUGCGUAGUCACGACGGUGCCGAAGAUGACAGCGGAAGCUUUGACGACUGUGAAAGCUACGAGCACAUCAUGGAGACGCUGGACGACAUCGUCAUUGAGGAUUAA